Messenger RNA from Capsicum annuum, 1654 nucleotides. RefSeq names its product actin-71. The record is from RefSeq and is a predicted model, not a curated record. The transcript is spliced from 5 exons. The coding region runs from base 274 to 1407 and encodes 377 amino acids. NCBI's taxonomy places the organism in Eukaryota, Viridiplantae, Streptophyta, Magnoliopsida, Solanales, Solanaceae. Gene Ontology annotation, cellular component: cytoplasm.
UUAGUAACUUUGGAAAAUUGAUAACGUCCUUUGAAAUGGAAAAAAUAUUUGUCAAAGGCUAAGAAAAAAAAAAUAAAGGAUACACAUAAUUUUUAUAAAAAAAAGGGAAAAGGAUCUCAUCAUCAAUGCACAAAGCGUACGUCUGUUUCGGUUUCUGUUUUUCUUAUAUCUAUAUAUCCAACCAAUUCCCCAUUAUGUUUUGAUUUUACAAUUUUCUCUGUUGCAAUUUCUACGUACGCUUUUGGAAAUUAAAAUUCAGCAAAGUUUUAGAAAAUGGCUGACGUUGAGGACAUUCAACCUCUUGUUUGUGACAAUGGAACUGGCAUGGUUAAGGCAGGAUUUGCUGGAGAUGAUGCACCAAGGGCUGUUUUUCCUAGCAUUGUUGGCCGUCCUCGUCAUGCUGGAGUGAUGGUAGGGAUGGGACAGAAGGAUGCAUAUGUUGGUGAUGAGGCUCAGUCGAAACGUGGUAUUCUAACACUGAAGUAUCCAAUUGAACAUGGUAUAGUGAGUAACUGGGAUGACAUGGAGAAGAUUUGGCAUCAUACGUUCUACAAUGAACUUCGAGUUGCUCCAGAAGAACAUCCUGUUCUGCUUACUGAAGCACCUCUUAACCCCAAGGCUAAUCGCGAGAAAAUGACUCAGAUAAUGUUUGAAACAUUCACUGCACCAGCAAUGUAUGUUGCUAUUCAAGCUGUUCUGUCUUUGUAUGCUAGUGGACGUACAACUGGUAUUGUCCUGGAUUCUGGAGAUGGUGUCAGCCACACAGUUCCUAUCUAUGAAGGCUAUGCACUUCCUCAUGCCAUCCUACGUCUCGACCUUGCUGGUCGUGACCUUACUGAGUACAUGGUGAAGAUUCUCACUGAGCGCGGAUACUCCUUCACUACUACUGCUGAGAAGGAAAUUGUGAGGGACAUGAAAGAGAAGUUGGCAUACCUUGCCCUUGAUUUUGAGCAGGAACUGGAGACGACUAAGACAAGCUCUUCUGUCGAGAAGAACUAUGAACUGCCCGAUGGACAAGUGAUUACUAUUGGGGCUGAGCGUUUCCGAUGCCCUGAAGUCCUUUACCAGCCUUCCUUGAUUGGAAUGGAAGCUGCCGGUAUUCAUGAGACGACGUACAAUUCUAUAAUGAAGUGCGACGUUGAUAUCAGAAAGGAUCUUUACGGGAACAUUGUACUUAGUGGUGGUUCGACUAUGUUUCCUGGCAUUGCUGAUAGAAUGACCAAGGAGAUUACAGCCUUAGCACCAAGUAGCAUGAAGAUCAAAGUGGUUGCUCCACCUGAAAGGAAGUAUAGUGUCUGGAUUGGAGGUUCCAUUUUGGCAUCCCUCAGUACCUUCCAGCAGAUGUGGAUUGCUAAGGCAGAGUAUGAUGAGUCUGGUCCCUCCAUUGUGCAUAGGAAGUGCUUCUAAUCACAAACAAAUGAUGAACGCAAAUUUGAUUCUUGUUCAACAUUUGAGUUUGUGAUGUCAAAGCUUUUAGGGAGUUAAUUGGUCGAUGGAAUAUUCUUUUUUUUUUUUUAGCUCUUUACUUGUAAUCAAAAUUGUAUCUAAAAAAUUGCAUCAUAUUUCAUUAUUUUGUUUUUUUUUUCCUAGUACCAUCUUUUGAAAAACCAUGUAAUAAGUUUUUCAGCUCAAUGGAACUAUUCUUUUUUAUGAA